This is a messenger RNA of Macadamia integrifolia, 688 nucleotides long. Its product is annotated as Bowman-Birk type proteinase inhibitor 2-like. Bases 78 to 434 code for a protein of 118 amino acids. Lineage: Eukaryota; Viridiplantae; Streptophyta; Magnoliopsida; Proteales; Proteaceae. The transcript has 2 exons. Gene Ontology annotation, cellular component: extracellular region. Gene Ontology annotation, molecular function: serine-type endopeptidase inhibitor activity. The record is from RefSeq and is a predicted model, not a curated record.
ACUUGUAAGUAGUAAGGCAACAAGUUUUGUGUAGUUGAAAACUGUUAAGUGAAGAUUGUUAGUGAGAUCCAUUCGAGAUGGCUCUGAAGGUGGUGGUGUUGAUGAUGACAGUAAUGGUUCUGUUCUCUCUAGCAACAAUGCCUGCUCCAAUUGCUGCUACUAGAGUAGAUGUUGCUAAGCUUCUCUCAGUCAUUGACAUACCAACUGGGAGGAAGAGGGGGGACAGUAGCUGGUGCGAUGGCUGUGCCUGCACAAAAUCAAUUCCUCCUUACUGCUCCUGUACUGAUACUUCUUACUGCUCCCUAUGCGUCUGCUACGUGACUGUUUCUACUGAGCUUCAGCCAUUUUGCGAGACUCUAGCUUCCAAAUUCGAGGACUAUUGUCUUGCCACUGUCACUACUUCUGCUGAGAGAACCCUAGCCAGGGUCCCCUGAGCUCUCGGCACCACCUAGCUGCUACCAUCAAAUAGUACUCUCCUCCAGCUACUAUGUUCUGAACUAUGAUCGUGGUUCAACUCAAUUACGCACUGUUAGUAUGUUUGUAUGAGGCUCCUGCUACUGCAGGGUCUUUGUGUGGUUUAUAUGUCUUAUUUGCUAUGCCUCAAUUGUUUCAUCUUCAUGAGAUUGUAACAAGUGGGUGUUAGCAAAAUUUGCUUAGUGAUAAUAAAGAGGAGAUUUUGUUAUUACUA